GAGAUCAGUUGAUUGCCAGCCACCGGGGAGACAGCUUCGCCAGCGACUAGAGAAUCAAUCAGAGCGGAAAAACAAAAAGCACUAAAAUUGGGAAUUGCAAUGCUGUACAUCCUCUUUGUGGCAUUUUUGGGCCUGGCCCAGGCCCAGCGUGUGGGCAAGGCCAUGAUGCACUUUGGCAACUGCAACUCGGCGGAGUAUGGCCGUGGCACUUGCAUCGAGAAGACCGACUGCGACUUUUAUGCCGUGGACAAGCUGACGGACUUUGAGAGCAAGCGGCAGUGCUUCUCCCGCCAGCGACCCGAUCUGGUCUGUUGCCCCCGUGAGACCAACUUUAUACCCUCGUUUGGCGCCAGGAUAAACAAUGGCACUGGAGCCACACUCUCGCAUCUGGGCACACCCCUCCGGCUGGAGCCUGCCCCAAACAACAUGGAUGCCUUGCCCCAGCAUCCGCACUGUGGUACAUCCUUCUUCUCGCGCGUCGUUGGUGGACGUGUGACCGACCUCUACGAGUUCCCCUGGACCACGCUCCUCGAGUACUCAGUGAAGGGCGGCGGUUUGGACUUUCCCUGCGGCGCCGCCUUCAUUGCCCAGCGGUGGCUGCUCACCGCGGCACACUGCGUCGAUGCCGAGAUAGUGGGUUCGGGCAGGACUUUGACGGCGGCCCGACUGGGCGAGUGGAACCGCGACGAGGACCCCGAUUGCGUGAGAAAAGUGGGUGGUGGGUAUGAGUGCGCACCGAAGCAUAUCCGGGUGACCAUCGACCGGAUUCUGCCGCACGCCGGCUUCCAGCCCAAGAACCUAACCAACGACAUUGCCCUGCUCCGGCUGUCGCGUCCGGUGGCCUGGCAACAGCUGGACAAGCAGGCCGUAGAGCCGGUAUGCCUGCCGCCGCAGCGCGGAGCCCAGGCCAACCAGCUGGUGGGCUCCGCCGCCGACGUCUCCGGCUGGGGCAAAACCGAGUCCAGUGAGAACAGCAAGCUGAAGCGAAAGGCCACGGUGACCAUUCAGGCGCUGGAGCCCUGCCAGGAGGCCUUUCGGUCAAAGGACGUACCGGUGGACGAGCGGCAGAUAUGCGCCGGCGGCACAGUGGGCGUGGACUCUUGCGGCGGCGACUCUGGCGGUCCACUGACCGUGGAGGCGAGCACGCCGCGUGGCGAUCGGUUUGUCUACCUGGCCGGCAUCGUCUCCUUUGGCCUGCCGGAGUGCGGCAAGUCGGAGUACUCGGCCGUCUAUACGCGGGUCAGCAGCUACAUGGACUGGAUCGAGGAGACCAUUCGCGCGAAUAGCCGUUGAUUUCAUCUGUAAUCCAUGAUUAUUCCAUUGUAAACAUAAUUAUAUCUUUUUUUUUUUUUAAUAAAUCAAUUGAAUAGA
Drosophila kikkawai is the source of this 1371-nucleotide messenger RNA. RefSeq names its product serine protease Ser7 (gene Ser7). Lineage: Eukaryota; Metazoa; Arthropoda; Insecta; Diptera; Drosophilidae. The record is from RefSeq and is a predicted model, not a curated record. Gene Ontology annotation, molecular function: serine-type endopeptidase activity. Gene Ontology annotation, biological process: proteolysis.